Messenger RNA from Ctenocephalides felis (cat flea), 1181 nucleotides. Its product is annotated as ero1-like protein. Gene Ontology annotation, biological process: protein folding in endoplasmic reticulum. Gene Ontology annotation, cellular component: endoplasmic reticulum membrane; endoplasmic reticulum. Bases 32 to 1144 code for a protein of 370 amino acids. The transcript has 8 exons. Gene Ontology annotation, molecular function: protein-disulfide reductase activity; FAD binding; thiol oxidase activity. The record is from RefSeq and is a predicted model, not a curated record. NCBI's taxonomy places the organism in Eukaryota, Metazoa, Arthropoda, Insecta, Siphonaptera, Pulicidae.
UCCAUUUUGGGUAGAUGACAGUCGAUGUGCUAUGUCACAUUGCCAUGUAGAAGCAUGCCAACAAGAAGAUAUUCCUGCGGGUCUGAAACGAAUGAAACAAAGAUAUCAGGAUCCAGAUCAAUCUCAAACUUUCUGUGAUGACUUUGAUACCAGACUGGGAUAUUUAAAUAUGAGCAUUAGUCCAGCUGCUCACAAAGGAUUUGAAGAAUGGGCUAAACAUGAUGAUGCACAAGAUAAUUUUUGUCUCUUAGAUGAAGAUGAACCUUCAGCUCAAUAUGUAGAUUUAUUAUUAAAUCCUGAAAGGUAUACGGGUUACAAAGGAUUUUCUGCAAAUAGAAUUUGGAGGAGCAUAUACAUGGAAAAUUGUUUUAGACCAAAAAAUUGCAUGAACUAUAAUUCUUUUAUUCCUUAUAAUGCUUUAUCGGCCCAGAAUGGAAUGUGCCUGGAGAAAAGAGCAUUUUAUAGAGUACUGUCAGGGUUGCACACUAGUAUAAAUAUUCAUUUAUGUGCUAAUUACUUAUUAUCAGAUAAGGAACAACCAGGGUUUGUUGGCCCUACAACUGGACUUUGGGGCCCUAAUAUAGAAGAAUUUAGGCAUCGUUUUCAUCCAGAUUAUACCAAUGGUGAAGGGCCUCAUUGGUUAAGAAAUUUAUAUUUUAUAUACUUAGUAGAAUUAAGAGCUUUAUCAAAAGCUGCACCUUAUUUAUUAAGAGAAGAGUAUUUUACUGGCAAUGAAUCAGAGGAUAAAGAUGUAAAAGCAGCUAUUACCGAUUUGUUAAAAGUGGUUCAGUCUUUUCCUACUCCUUUUAAUGAACGUACUAUGUUCAAUGGUCACACAACAAAAUUAAAAAGAGAAUUCCAACAUCAUUUUCAAAAUAUUUCUCGUAUAAUGGACUGUGUGGGUUGUGACAAGUGUAAGCUUUGGGGAAAGCUUCAAGUUCAAGGAUUAGGAACAGCAUUAAAAAUUUUAUUCUCUGGAAAAUUUGAUUCAUUUGAUGAAUAUGGAAUAGAUUUGGUAACUUUGGGACGAAGUAAAUUUCAAUUACAAAGAACUGAAAUUGUAUCACUAUUUAAUGCUUUUGGAAGAUUAUCAACGAGCAUAAAUGAACUGGAAACUUUCAGAACAAUCAAGAAAAAAAGGUAGCACAUACUAUAUAAGUCGAGUUAUAAGAUUACAUCAC